UUCAACCAAAACAAUCGGCAAAAAUAAAAUAAUUUUAUUAAAUUUCGUCAUAAAUACCAAAAAUUAUCAUCAAAUUUUGUUUGAAGUGAGAACAGGAACUACCGGAGCACGUGAAAAAUCAUGCCGAUUAACGCAGCAACUCUAAAAACGCAACUUUUGGCAUUGGCAAACUCGUCCGGCAUCCACAAAGAACAAACAGACAAAUAUCGUCUUUUGUUGGAUCAGGUGAUGACAAAUACGGGCAAUGAGUUGAUUGAAACCUUGAAAUUGUUCAUCGAAGCCAUUGUCAACGAGAACGUUUCCCUCGUAAUUUCACGCCAAAUCCUCACAGACAUCGGAAAUCAGUUUGUUCGUUUGCCCGACGAUGUCUCAAAAGUUGUUUCGCACUUCACCCUUGAAAAAGUUCAGCCCCGCGUAAUUUCCUUCGAGGAACAAGUUGCAAGUAUUCGUCAAAAUUUGUCACAAAUUUACGAACGCGAGGAAAAUUGGAAGGAAGCAGCAAACGUUCUCGGCCAAAUUCCUCUCGAAACGGGACAGAAACAAUACACGACAGAUUACAAACUGGAAACUUACCUAAAAAUCGCUCGUUUGUACUUGGAGGAUGAUGAUCCGGUAAAUGCCGAAGGUUUCAUCAAUCGUGCUUCGAUGUUGCAAGCUGAGACGAAAAAUGAACAGCUGCAAGUGAUGUACAAGGUGUGUUAUGCUCGUGUCUUGGAUUAUCGCCGGAAAUUCAUCGAAGCAGCUCAGCGAUACAACGAACUCAGUUAUCGCACAAUCGUCGAAGAAAAUGAACGUAUGACGGCGUUGAAAAAAGCUCUAAUCUGCACAGUUUUAGCGUCGGCGGGACAACAACGAUCUCGCAUGUUGGCGACUCUUUUCAAGGACGAACGAUGCCAACAACUUCCGACUUACGGCAUCCUCGAGAAAAUGUAUUUGGAUCGAAUAAUUCGUCGCAGUGAGCUGCAGGACUUUGAAGCGCUGUUGCAGGACCAUCAAAAAGCCGUCACUGUCGAUGGAUCGACAAUUUUGGAUCGCGCGGUCUUUGAACAUAAUCUUUUGUCGGCCAGCAAGUUGUACAACAACAUUACGUUCGAAGAGCUGGGUGCCUUGUUGGAAAUUGCGCCAGCAAAGGCGGAACGGAUUGCCAGUCAAAUGAUCACGGAGGAACGCAUGAACGGAUAUAUCGAUCAAAUUGAUGGAAUUGUUCAUUUUGAAACUCGUGAAAGCCUUCCGCAAUGGGACAAAAAUAUCCAAAGUUUAUGCUAUCAAGUCAACGGAAUCAUCGAGAAAAUUGGAUUAGUUGAGGCAGAUUGGAUGAACAAAAUUAUGGAUGAGCAAAUGACUUGAAACAAAACGAUACGUGCUUAAAUUUGCUGUUUUUUGAUAUUCUUUGAAAGAAAAAUGAAAUAAAAUUUCUGUUCUCUUAUAAUUUAAAUAAGUGUUUUUAUAAGUUUUUUUUAAUAUUCAAUCCAUAUAAAAUUAAAAAAAAAUUCCUAAAUUAAGUAAAAAUUUGUUAAAGAACAAGAAAAUUUGUUUGAAGUAAAAU
This is a messenger RNA of Culicoides brevitarsis, 1546 nucleotides long. RefSeq names its product COP9 signalosome complex subunit 4 (gene CSN4). The transcript has 4 exons. The record is from RefSeq and is a predicted model, not a curated record. The coding region runs from base 121 to 1347 and encodes 408 amino acids. Gene Ontology annotation, cellular component: COP9 signalosome; cytosol. NCBI's taxonomy places the organism in Eukaryota, Metazoa, Arthropoda, Insecta, Diptera, Ceratopogonidae.